AUGGACAAAGUUAUUUACUUCGCAUUAUUCAUCCUGCUCUCUGGAGUGAUUUCAUUGGCAAAUACCCAGGACUAUGAAGGUCCAGAAUACAAUUCGGAGGGUGAUAAGUCGCCACACUACAGUUGUGAAAAAUCCACCACUACUGUAAAUGGUAUUCCCAUGCCCUGUGCCGGUCACUUAAUAUUCCACGACGACUUCGGAGGCAACUCCUUGGAUCCGCAAAAAUGGACCGCAGAAAGACGCAUACCUCGUGCUCCCGACUAUGAAUUCAAUUAUUAUAUCGAUGAUGUGGAGGAGAUCCUGAAAGUCGAGAAUGGCGUGGUUCGCAUCAAACCAAAAUCAACUGCCGCCCAUUUGGGCCAAUGUGAAAUGGAAAGGGCUCCCUUAAAUUUGGGUGAAAAUUGUACCGCCGACAUUGAUUCCGAUGAGUGUGUAAUAAAACCAACAGUUUUGAAGUUAGUUCCACCCUAUAUCUCGGCACAGUUUACAUCGAAAUAUAAAUUCGCUUUUAAAUACGGGCGGGUUGAGGUUCGUGCCAAAAUGCCCCAAGCCAUGUGGGUAUAUCCCCAACUGUGGUUGCAACCGAACUAUCCGCGAUAUGGCAAUACCAAACUUUAUUAUUCCGGUCAAAUGCGUAUUGGUCAGACACGGGAUGAUGGUCCAAAGAAAGAUUUAAUAACCGGCCUUGUGAUCAAUACUAAACCAGAUUGGUAUUAUCUGCUGCUUUGUAUUAAUGGUACCACACAAAAUCUCUCCGAUGAGUUCCACACCUAUGAAAUGUUGUGGACCCCUGAUGUGAUUACAUUCUCCUUGGAUAAUACGGAAUAUUGUCGCUUUGAGGUGAACAGCGAAGAGGAGAGUUUUCGAAAUCGUAAAGUUGGUUGGUCCAAAAUGCCAAAUCGUAAUUACCUGCAAAGGGGUACGAAAUGGGCACCAUUUGACGAGGAAUUUUAUUUGCUGUUCGGAGAGGGAGUUGGUGGUUAUAGCAAUUUUCCCGAUGACGGUUGGUCGGUGGAGAAACCAUGGCAAAGAACCCAAACACAUUCAAUGAUGAUAUUCCGUGAUAACAUGAAAUCGAAUACAACAUGGUUGGAUCGUGCCGAUUUGGAAAUCGAUUAUGUCAAAGUUUAUUCAGUUUAA
This is a messenger RNA of Musca vetustissima, 1140 nucleotides long. RefSeq names its product gram-negative bacteria-binding protein 3-like. The record is from RefSeq and is a predicted model, not a curated record. The coding region runs from base 1 to 1140 and encodes 379 amino acids. Gene Ontology annotation, biological process: carbohydrate metabolic process. NCBI's taxonomy places the organism in Eukaryota, Metazoa, Arthropoda, Insecta, Diptera, Muscidae. The transcript has a single exon. Gene Ontology annotation, molecular function: hydrolase activity, hydrolyzing O-glycosyl compounds.